Scaptodrosophila lebanonensis is the source of this 1552-nucleotide messenger RNA. It is a transcript of the gene AsnRS-m, whose product is annotated as probable asparagine--tRNA ligase, mitochondrial. Gene Ontology annotation, molecular function: asparagine-tRNA ligase activity; ATP binding; nucleic acid binding. The record is from RefSeq and is a predicted model, not a curated record. The transcript has 4 exons. Bases 36 to 1427 code for a protein of 463 amino acids. Gene Ontology annotation, cellular component: mitochondrion. Lineage: Eukaryota; Metazoa; Arthropoda; Insecta; Diptera; Drosophilidae. Gene Ontology annotation, biological process: asparaginyl-tRNA aminoacylation.
UAUUUUUCGAAACUGUUGAAUUAAAAGGGUUUAUAAUGCUAUUCAUCAAAAGAUUUCAUAGCUCAAUUCAACGCAUUGCCCACAUUGUCAGAGCAAACAAGCCUGGUGAUGAGCUUAGUGUACAGGGCUGGAUUAAAAACAUUCGGCGGUUAAAGAACAAUAUAUUCCUGGACAUCAACGAUGGCUCCACUUGCAAUAGGUUUCAGUUGGUAGUCCCUAGGAACGCCCAAACUCAGAAAUUAACUUCUGGCGAUGUGGUCAGUGCCAUGGGCCAGGUGCAGGUCGCGCCUAAUGGCCACUAUGAGCUGCAUGCCAAAGAAGUUAAGUCAGUGGCUGCGGGGCAUCUUCAGGACGGUUUCCCUUUCUCACCCAAACAAACACAUCCGCCGGAAUAUGUGCGAGAAUAUUUGCACUUGCGUUCUCGCAUUGAUUAUAUUGCGGCGCAAAUGCGCCUAAGGCACAGAGCACAAAAGGCCUUCCACGAUUAUAUGGACGAGCAUGGAUUUGUACAGAUAAACACUCCAAUUUUGACCACGAACGACUGCGAAGGGGCUGGUGAGGUGUUUCGUGCUCAGCCCGAUUCCGAUAACCUUCUUAAGCAGAUGGCCCGCCCGAAUGUGCCACAAGAUCAAAGCUACUUUGAUAGCAAGGUGUUUCUGACCGUUUCAGGUCAAUUGCAUUUGGAGGCCAUGUCUUAUGGACUGGGAAACACAUAUACCCUGGCGCCUGCUUUUCGUGCCGAAAAUUCCAAAUCUCCACUCCACUUGGCUGAGUUUUACAUGUUCGAAGCCGAGUUGGUUCACAUGGAGAGACUGGAUUCGCUUUCAGCGUUCAUAGAGCGCAUGCUAAAAGAAAUAACAAAACAACUGCUUAGCAACAGCGCCGCCGAUUUGGAAUUUUGUCAGCGUAAAGCUCAAGGCAAUGAAGCUAAUCUAGAAUUGACUUGGCUUAAAGUACCGUGGCAAACACUGACCUAUGACGAGGCUCUGACGAUAAUAUUGGCUAACCGCGAACAUUUUAAGACUGCCGUGAAUGCUGAUGAGGGUUUCAGCAAGGAACAGGAACUCUUUCUGGUCGCCCACUGCGGUGCGCCCGUUUUUGUGGUGGACUGGCCCGCUAAACAGAAGCCCUUCUACAUGAAGAUCUCACGUGAAAAUCCGACACAAGUGCAUGCCCUAGAUCUACUUAUGCCAACAGUUGGCGAAUUGUGUGGCGGUAGUUUACGUGAAAGUGAUGCCCAGCUUCUGAGUCAGCAUUCUCAGAUACCAAAGCAUUUGGCCUGGUAUGUAGAGUUGCGAAAGUAUGGUGGCGUACCAACCGGAGGUUUUGGCAUAGGCUUUGAGCGCUAUCUGCAGCUACUAACGGGAGUUAAAAACAUUCGUGAUGUGAUACCCUUUCCGAGAUAUCCGCAUAGCUGUAAAAUGUAGACUACUGUUUUUAUUGUUUAAUUAUGCCAGAAAUUACGAGGGCUAUAAUUGUAUUGAGCAAGGGCACAGUCCAACACAAUCUAUUGCAAAUUACAGAUUAAUGAGGAUGUAAAUACAAGCAUGCA